AUGGCCUCUCAAGAGUAUCAGCCACAAGCCAACAGAUUCUUUAAGGAUUACUCCCUUGGUUCUUCUGACCUUCAUGAACAGAAUAAGUCUAUUGAACCAACGAGUCUCUGGAAGCAAACAUCACACACUCAUAACUUGCCACCAGGUCUGGAGUACCUGAACAAGCUGGACCAGAUUAUUAUUCAUCAGCAAGUGGACCUUCUUGAAGGCAUACUUGGCACAGAGACCUCCAGCAAAUAUGAGAUAAAAAACCAUUUGGGACAAAGAGUUUACUUUGCAGUAGAAGAAAAUGAUUGCUUUGAUCGUAACCUGUGCUCCCCUAUAAGGGCUUUCACCAUAAGGAUUGCUGAUAACACUGGCCGAGAAGUAAUUACAGUGAGCAGACCCUUGAGAUGCAACAGCUGCUGGUUCCCUUGCUUCCUGCAAGAGUUAGAAGUCCAGGCCCCACCAGGCACAAUAGCUGGGUAUGUUGUACAGAACUGGGACCCUUUUCUGCCAAAAUUUACUAUACAGAAUGAAAGUAAAGAAGAUGUGCUAAAAAUAAUUGGCCCAUGUGCAACUUGUGGCUGUUUUGAAGAUGUUGACUUCGAGGUAAAAGCUCUCAAUGAGAUGUCAACAAUUGGCAAAAUUUCCAAGUACUGGUCUGGAUUUGUAAACAAUGUCUUCACCAACACUGCCAACUUCGGGAUCCAGGUCCCUGUAGAUCUUGAUGUGAGAAUCAAAGCAGUAAUGAUUGGUGCUUGCUUCCUCAUUGACUUAAUGUUCUUUGAACACUCUUUGGAUGCAUUAUAG
This is a messenger RNA of Indicator indicator, 792 nucleotides long. RefSeq names its product phospholipid scramblase family member 5 (gene PLSCR5). The coding region runs from base 1 to 792 and encodes 263 amino acids. The record is from RefSeq and is a predicted model, not a curated record. Lineage: Eukaryota; Metazoa; Chordata; Aves; Piciformes; Indicatoridae. Gene Ontology annotation, molecular function: phospholipid scramblase activity. Gene Ontology annotation, cellular component: plasma membrane. Gene Ontology annotation, biological process: plasma membrane phospholipid scrambling. The transcript has 7 exons.